This is a messenger RNA of Fusarium tjaetaba, 1917 nucleotides long. RefSeq lists its product as uncharacterized. The transcript is spliced from 5 exons. The record is from RefSeq and is a predicted model, not a curated record. Bases 1 to 1917 code for a protein of 638 amino acids. NCBI's taxonomy places the organism in Eukaryota, Fungi, Ascomycota, Sordariomycetes, Hypocreales, Nectriaceae.
AUGAAAGUCCUCUUCCUCGGCGCAUCAGGCUCCAUCGGCAGUGAAGCCCUCCGCCAAUGUCUCGCCCAUCCGCGGAUCACAUUCGUAAUCGCAUUCGUGCGCCGACCUCUGCCCGUCGACAAUCCCAAACUGCAAACAGUCAUGAUAAAGGACUUUUUGAAAUGGUCUGACGAUAUUCUUCUCCCGCAUGUUGAUGCUGCUGCGAUGAUUUGUGCCAUGGGCUCGUAUAGAGGAAACGUGAAUGUCGAUAUGGAGUACCCCCUCGCUUUCCAAACUGCUUUCGCAGCUCUUCUGGUGAAACGUCCUAGGCGAGAACCUUUUCGGUUUAUUCAUCUCAGUGGCAAGUUUGUUGUUCAAGAGCAAGAUGCCAAGUUAUGGGUUAACGACUACCCUCGUAAACUCAAGGGGCUAUGUGAGAUACGUUCACUGGAGGUUGCGAAAGAGCAUGAAAAUGUUUGGAAGGCUUGGAUGUUAAGACCUGGUGGUGUUAUUACCCAGAGGAUGAGAGUGCCUGGGUAUGUGGCUCAGUUGCUCUUGGGAGAUGACUAUGUUAUUAAGAAUGAAGAGCUGGAUAUGGGAAGCUGCAACAUUUCUGCAUGGCUUGAUACUAUCCCCAUCCAUCGCCCUAGCACUAGCGAGCCCGAAGCCAAGCGACGCAAGACGGGCCACGCACCCUCGCCCGGGCGGCUCCCGACGCCGCCUCACGAUACUAUGUCAUCGCCCACCAAACGGCCACGGUCUGUAUCAGAUGACGGCAGCGACGGCCCUUCCCAAUCCUUCAUCGUCGAUGAUGUGACGCCCAAGGCCCCCAAGAGGCGCGGUAGGCUUUAUCACGACAUGAGCUCCGCCUCGGAUGUUUCGUCAAGGUCAGGACGCUCCUCAACCUCCAAAGCCUCCUCGCCCUCGAAGCAACAGCGCGACGCUGCGGGGGAGGACACUGGCUAUCGGGUAGUAAGCAUCGAACGCUAUGAGGAUUGGCAACCUGAGUCUCUCAAGGAUAUGCGUAAGGUCCUUGAGGACAUCGACCAGGGCAACAGGAUCAUUCCUGCUAGUCAGAAGGAUGAGGUAAAGCGACAUGUUUUCCUCGCACUUGUACCAGCUAACGAACAAAAGUUUCGAAGGACAAGAUUCCCAGACCUUUCUUUCUUCGAUGCGGUAACUGAGAGCAACCUCCCAUCCGGCGUGGACUGGCGAUGGCCGGGCAUGUCAUGGGUCGAUAGGAUUUUCGAUCGCGCUGCGGAUUACCUGGAAGAGAAUGAGGCAGAAGCGGGCUGGAACGCAGACAUUCAUGCCCCGAUUCUCUCUUGGGUCUUCCGCAAAGACGAACUCGAGCCUCAAUUCCUAGACUACAUGUACUGCACCUCGACGCAAAUCUCAAGCAUGUACAAACCCAGCAAAUCUAAAUCCAAACUAGUCGACUAUUGCAUUUACAUGCAACCCGGACGAGAGUCGGCUGAGCAGGUUGCUAUCGACAACAUGCGCUACCGCGAUCGACCCUCAAAGAGCAUCAACCACGUCGACUCCGGCUUGUUGAACAAGCAUCCGAUCGCAAUGUCAGUGGAGACAAAGAGAGAGGGCGAGGACUACACAAACGCCAUCAACCAGAUGGCAACAUGGCACUCUGCACAGCUGCGCAGCCUAUGCUACACGCCCCAAGGCCCAGCCCGAGAGUUGUCGCACAUCGAGUUUCUACCUGGUAUUAUCGUGCAAGGACACGACUGGAAUUUUGUCGCCACGAUACAGCGCCAUGGCAGGGCUUUCACCUUUCACAGGGUUCCCAUCGGGACUACGCGCACACGCCAGGGGAUUUUCAAAAUUGUUCUUGCGUUGCAGUAUUUGGAGCAUUGGAUAGAAACUAAAUAUUGGCUGGCGUUUAGAGCGGAUGUUCUUGGAAUGGGGCCUGGAGAGGUUUUUUGA